AUGGUAGAAGAGAGAGUGAAUGUUAUGGAACAAUUCAAUCCUGGCCUGCGAAAUCUAAUAAACCUAGGAAAAAAUUAUGAAAAAGCUGUCAAUGCUAUGAUCCUGGCGGGGAAAGCCUACUACGAUGGAGUGGCCAAGAUCGGCGAGAUUGCCACCGGUUCCCCCGUGUCGACCGAGCUGGGACGGGUUCUCAUAGAGAUUUCAAUUACACACAAGAAACUCAACGACAGCCUUGAUGAAAGUUUUAAAAAGUUCCAUAAAGAGAUUAUACAUGAGCUGGAGAAGAAGACAGAACUUGAUGUAAAAUACAUGAAUGCAACUCUCAAACGUUACCAAACGGAACACAAGAACAAGUUGGACUCUUUGGAGAAAUCGCAGGCUGAGCUGAAGAAGAUCAGAAGGAAAAGUCAAGGAGGACGGAACGCACUCAAAUAUGAACACAAAGAAAUCGAGUAUGUGGAGACCGUUACCUCUCGCCAGAGUGACAUCCAGAAAUUUAUUGCAGAUGGUUGCAAAGAAGCUCUGCUUGAGGAGAAGAGGCGCUUCUGUUUCCUGGUUGACAAACACUGCAGCUUUUCAAAUCACAUACAUUCUUAUCACUUACAGUCUGCAGAAGUACUUAAUUCCAAACUGCCCUGGUGGCAGGAGACCUGUUGUGAUGCCACCAAAGUACCUGAGAAGAUCAUAAAUAUGAUAGAAGAAAUAAAGACCCCAGUCUCCACUCCACUGUCCGGAACCCCUCAGCCCUCCCCGAUGAUCGAGAGAAGCAACAUGGUUGGGAAGGAUUAUGACACCCUUUCCAAAUAUACACCAAAGAUGCCGCCCCCCGCUCCUUCAGCCAAAGCCUACACCGGUCCUUUGAUUGACAUGUUUAAUAACCCAACCACAGUUGGACAGAAUUCGGAAAAUAUAAAUAACUCAACAGACUCUCCCGAGGAUCCCAGUCUACAGCGGUCCGUGUCUGUUGCCACUGGCCUGAACCUGAUGAAAAAGCAGAAAGUGAAAACCAUUUUCCCACACAACGCUGGUGGAAACAAGACCUUGCUCAGCUUUUCACAGGGAGAGGUCAUCACGCUGCUCGUCCCUGAAGAGAAGGACGGCUGGCUCUACGGGGAGCAUGACACCUCCAAGGUGAGAGGUUGGUUCCCGUCAUCCUACACAAAGUUGCUGGAAGAAGGCUCAAAGGCAGCAGCAUCUGUGCCUGUGCCAAGCCCUGUCCCCAUGAGAAGCAUCAGCACGCUGAACUUGUCCGAGAAAAACGUUGUCAUCCCCCCGCCACACUAUCUGGAGUGUGUGACCACUGGGGCAGCUGCAGAGAGGAGCACUGAUACCUCUCAAAACACUUCCACCUUCAAGGCUCCUGCACCCAAACCAGAAGCCCUGCCUACUAGCAACGCCAACGGGACCCCAAAGCUGCCUUUUCUCAGUGGAGAAAAUCCCUUUGCCACCGUGAAGCUGCGGCCGACCAUAACCAACGACCGGUCAGCUCCCAUCAUCGGGUGA
Molecule: messenger RNA, 1503 nt
Organism: Elephantulus edwardii (Cape elephant shrew)
Lineage: Eukaryota; Metazoa; Chordata; Mammalia; Macroscelidea; Macroscelididae
Gene: BAIAP2L1
Product: BAI1-associated protein 2-like 1
Exons: 14
Coding region: 1-1503 (500 amino acids)
Biological process (GO): actin crosslink formation; plasma membrane organization; actin filament bundle assembly
Cellular component (GO): cytosol; nucleoplasm
Molecular function (GO): protein binding
Source: RefSeq, a predicted model, not a curated record